Messenger RNA from Ricinus communis (castor bean), 2239 nucleotides. RefSeq names its product probable L-gulonolactone oxidase 6. NCBI's taxonomy places the organism in Eukaryota, Viridiplantae, Streptophyta, Magnoliopsida, Malpighiales, Euphorbiaceae. Bases 256 to 2004 code for a protein of 582 amino acids. The record is from RefSeq and is a predicted model, not a curated record. Gene Ontology annotation, molecular function: FAD binding; D-arabinono-1,4-lactone oxidase activity. Gene Ontology annotation, cellular component: membrane. The transcript is spliced from 4 exons.
UUCUUGCUUUUAUCUUCCUUUCUCUUACGUCAAUGUAUUUCUCUUCCUGUACCCUCGUGAUUCUUGACAAGUUUUAAAUCGAUUAACCUAAGUAAUUCAAGUCCUUUACUUCAAAGCAUCCGAAAUUGUUAUCCUUAGUUUUUUGGUCUAAACACUUUCACGCUACAUAUAGUCUAUUUAUAUGUAUGUAUAUGUCUACCAAACUACAUCUACUGCCACACUUUCAAUAGAAUUAACAUAACAAUACCAACCACCAUGGAUAUAUUCAAGCUUCUUCUCCGAUCAGCUUUUCUAUUACUAUUACUCGGUAUAGCUGUUUCUACCCCUCCAGAAGACCCUAUCAAAUGCACUUCAGUAAACAUAAACUGCACCAUUACAAACUCUUAUGGCACUUUUCCGGAUCGAAGCAUUUGCCGAGCCGCAAACGUGGCCUAUCCCACAACAGAGGAAGAAUUAAUUUCAGUAGUAGCAAAUGCAACCAAGUCAAAAAGAAAAAUGAAAGCAGCCACUCGCUACUCUCACAGCAUCCCUAAGCUAGUUUGCCCAGAUGGUGAAGACGGGUUGCUUAUAAGCACUAAAUACCUAAACCAUGUAUUAUCCAUCGACGUUCGAUCAAUGACAAUGACCGUGGAGAGUGGCGUAACACUAAGGCAGAUAAUUAAUGAGGGAGCUAAUGCUGGACUCGCAUUGCCUUAUGCACCGUACUGGUGGGGGUUAACUAUUGGUGGUCUACUAAGCACAGGUGCUCAUGGAAGUACGCUGUGGGGAAAAGGGAGUUCGGUUCAUGAUUAUGUGGUGGAGCUGACCAUUGUUAGCCCAGGAGAACCUGAAAAUGGCUACGUUAAAGUCAGGAGACUUGAGGAAAGGAACAGUGAACUGAAUGCUGCCAAGGUUUCGCUUGGAGUUCUUGGAGUUAUUUCGAAGGUUACGUUGAAACUGCAACCACUCUUCAAGCGAUCCAUCACCUACGUGGCGAAGAAUGACACGGACUUGGGAGAUCAAGCCACUACCUUUGGCCAUCAACACGAAUUUGCAGAUAUAACAUGGUACCCUAGUCAACACAAGGCAAUAUACCGUAUUGAUGAUCGCAUUUCCUCUAACAUAUCUGGGAAUGGUCUGUAUAACAGUAUACCAUUCCGCCCUACACCUUCACUCGAAUUGUUACUCAUUAGACACACAGAGGAGAAUCAGGAAUCUCUGGGUGAUGCUGAAGGCAAGUGUAUUAGUGCAAGACUGACUUCAAAUGUACUGUUUACGUCAGCUUAUGGAUUGACAAACAACGGUGUUCUGUUUACAGGAUAUCCUGUAAUUGGAUAUCAGAAUCGCCUCCAAUCAUCAGGGACCUGCCUUGAUUCUCUCGAAGAUGCAUUUAUAACAGCUUGUCCAUGGGAUCCAAGAGUAAGAGGCGAGUAUUUUCACCAAACUACCUUCAGCAUUGGCCUGUCGGCCGUCAAGAGCUUUGUCCAAGACGUGCAAGAGCUAGUCAAAUUGGAACCUAAAGGCUUAUGCGUUAUAGAACAGUACAAUGGUAUCCUCAUGAGAUAUGUUAAGGCAUCAAGUGCAUACUUUGGCAAGCAAGAAGAUGCAAUAGACUUUGAUAUCACAUAUUAUCGAAGCAAGGACCCAAUGACUCCUAGAAUGUAUGAAGAUAUACUUGAAGAAAUAGAACAAAUGGCGGUGUUCAAGUACGGAGCUUUGCCGCACUGGGGAAAGAACAGGAAUGUAGCUUUCAAAGGAGCUAUCAAGAAAUACAAGAAUGCAGGGGAAUUCUUAAGGGUAAGGCAGAUGUAUGAUCCAAUUGGGUUGUUUUCUAAUGAGUGGACAGACCAAGUUCUUGGACAAAAAGAAGGGUUGAUUAUAGUUAAGGAGGGAUGUGCGUUAGAAGGACUGUGUAUAUGCUCGGAGGACAUUCAUUGUGCCCCAAAAAAGGGCUAUCUGUGCAGACCUGGCAAAAUUUAUAAGCAUGCAAGGGUUUGCACUCUAGUCAGUAGUAACAAGAACUGAAGUAAUGAAUAUUCAUUAUGGGAUCACUAAGAAAGAGGGGCGUUAUUAUAUAUGUAUGCAUUAGAAGUGUAUUCUCUUGUUCUUUGGUUUUUAAGCCGCGCAUAUUAGACUAAUAGCUGGAAACUGCUACAUACGCUACCUGAUACUAUACAAAAGAAAACAGAAUCGGUAGAAGUUUGCUAUUGUUUGAAACGAAAAUAGAGUGCAAUUAGAAUCUCCUAUCUUUUUAGUUGGA